AUGGCCUCGUCCGCAGCAAGGAUAACCUUCCGCAUACUCAUCAUAGCUCUGGUUCUUCUGGUCCUCUUCUACGUCGGUCGACCUCUCUACUGGAAAAUCUCCGCCACCAUCCACGAGAUCCGCGAAAACAAACAGACCGUUCAACAAGGUUUGUCGAAGAUCGUUCUGGAAGCUCAGAAAUCGGUGGGUUGGUACCACGACGAAUCGGAUUCGGGCUCCCGCGUAGAUCGGGUCGCGAAGAACGUCGGGUUGGCCACGACCCGGAGGCUAUUGCUCCACCAGGUUUCAUGA
This is a messenger RNA of Prunus armeniaca (apricot), 291 nucleotides long. The record is from the annotation of a GenBank genome assembly. NCBI's taxonomy places the organism in Eukaryota, Viridiplantae, Streptophyta, Magnoliopsida, Rosales, Rosaceae.